This is a messenger RNA of Ceratina calcarata, 4020 nucleotides long. Its product is annotated as pantothenate kinase 4. The transcript has 13 exons. Gene Ontology annotation, cellular component: cytosol; nucleus. The coding region runs from base 390 to 2756 and encodes 788 amino acids. The record is from RefSeq and is a predicted model, not a curated record. NCBI's taxonomy places the organism in Eukaryota, Metazoa, Arthropoda, Insecta, Hymenoptera, Apidae. Gene Ontology annotation, molecular function: ATP binding; pantothenate kinase activity. Gene Ontology annotation, biological process: coenzyme A biosynthetic process.
CAGUCGCGUUAGAAAGCUGCUAACGUUCGCGUGGACGUCGUGAUCGGCAGUUGUUGCAAAUUGAAAUUAAAUUUUUUACCGGCUGUAUCGAACCGUUAUCUGUCUGAUGUCCCUAUCAGUUAAUUCGUUCUCGUAUCAACGCGAUAAAAUCGGUAAACAGGGAUCGUAUUUUGACUCAUGCCGCGGCGUCUCGGGGGCAGAAAGAUUUUAUCUCCCUGUAUAUGUACACAUAUGUGUUGCCCGACACUGUUUCACGACCGAAUAUUUAAAUAAUGAUAAAAUUAUUGUUCACCGUGAUGUAAUUUCGACCUGUUGUCUCGCUCAGUCGUAGAACGUGCCUGCGUCGUAGAUUUUAUGUGACCCGGAGAAGCUGAAGAGUUCGAUGUAAAAUGGCAAAGGUGAAAAUCGACGAUGAACGCAAUCCUCAUUCGAUAAAAUUGCCAGGAUCGGUCGAGGUAUUCGCGAACUUGAAGAAUGCCCAUAAAUUCGCGAUCGACAUCGGCUUGUGUCUCACGAAAAUAGCUUAUUACUCGACGGUCAGUUAUCGGAAAGCUUUAUACGAGGAUGCUGGCUUGGGGAACAGCGGCGAACGCGCGUACAAAGUAUACGAAGGCAAUCGGCUACACUUCGUUAAGUUUGAGACGAGAUACAUCGAAAACUGUCUCGAUUUCGUGAAAGAAAAUUUAGUAAACGUUGAAAGAUUCCACGGUAAAAGUAUUAAAGUGACCGGCGGAGGGGCAUACAAAUAUAAUUCUCUGCUUCAAGAAAAACUAGGUUUAAUUAUUGACAAGGAGGAUGAAUUCGCGUGUUUGAUAAAGGGCUGUAACUUUUUGCUCAAGAAUAUAUCGUGCGAGGCGUUUGAAUUCGAAAGGCAUGGGAGUCCUGAGUACAGAUUUCAAAAGGCUGAUCCUAACAUAUUCCCGUAUAUCUUGGUGAACAUUGGUAGUGGCGUCAGUAUUCUUAAAGUCGAGUCCGACGAGGUGUUCGAAAGGCUCGGCGGCACGGCUACAGGGGGUGGAACGUUUUGGGGACUGGGCUGUUUACUCACGAACAAGAGGGGCUUUGACGAAUUGCUGCAACUUGCAGAAAGAGGGGAUCACCGAAAUGUCGACAUGUUAGUCAGAGACAUUUACGGGGGUGAUUACGUCACCCAGGGCCUGCCCGGGGAGCUUAUCGCAUCUUCCUUCGGCAAAGCGACUUAUAACGAUAAAGGACAACCAAAGUUCUCCGACGCGGACAUCGCGAGGAGCCUCCUCCUCGCUAUAAGCAACGACAUCGGCCAGAUAGCGAGUCUAUAUGCGACCGUGCAUAAAAUGAACAAAGUUUAUUUCGGCGGAUACUUUCUGCGCAAUCAUCCCCUGUCGAUGCAUACGAUUUCGUACUCGAUUAAAUAUUGGUCUCACGGUAAAGUGAGACCUCUUUUCCUACGCCACGAAGGAUACCUCGGCGCGAUCGGGGCGUUUCUGUACGGCACCGAGAAGCCUGACCAGCACAGCUGGUUAGAGAAUUACGCCGGGUCGUCGGGAUUCAAGGACUCGAUACCCACCGAUCUCGGGAUCCAAGUGGAUCAAUUAGAAAUCGAUCAAGCCGAAUACGCCGUUACGUUCUGUCCACUUUUAAAAGACCCAGCUUCUUACAAUCCCGACACGACGGAUCUCGCGGAGGAUAAGGAAGCUAGAGAUUAUUGGCUUCAAUGCUUCGAGGAGUCAGUUGACAAAUUUGUGGCUAGAGCCAUUCAUAGUCAGCCGCACAGUCCUACGGCCAAAGACAGAGCGACAAGACUGAAGGAAAAAUAUGUUAACAGACUGCAUUAUCUAAAUCUCCAACCAUUUGCUUAUGGUACGCUCACGGUACGAGUAUUAUUGGACACGAUUGAACAUUACAUGAAGGAAUUCGAUUUUCCCGAUCCGUAUUUACAUCAAAAAAAGAAAGAGAACGAAGAAGCGUUGAAGCACUUGAAAAAUCGUAUAGCGGCUAUAGAGAGUUUAGAGGGUGCGGAGAAGAUAAGAGCCCUGGUUUUAGGAGUUCUCAGUGGUAAUAUGUUCGACUGGGGUGCACAGGCCGUCGCGACGUUAAUGGAAACGACAGACUUCGGCUUCGCCGAGGCACAAGAGAAGAUACCAAGUAGACCUUGGCUGCAAGACGAUUUAGACGACUGGAUAGAGAGAUUAGAAAACGGACCUGCUCACAAAUGCGCUGCUAUUUUCGUCGACAACAGCGGAGUCGACAUCGUAUUAGGAAUUCUGCCAUUCGCUCGCGACUUACUAUUAAGGGGCACGAAAGUGAUACUCUGCGCUAAUUCGAUGCCAGCGUUGAACGACGUUACUUAUCCAGAAUUAGUUGUAACGUUACGAGACGCGGCGAAAGUAUGCAAAGUGAUUAGGCACGCGUUAAAGGAGAAUCGUUUAAUUCCUAUGGAAACAGCUCAAGCUGGCCCAUGCCUCGAUUUAAGUCGAUUGAGUUUGGACCUGUGCCUCGCGAUGGUGAAACACGACGUCGACCUCAUCGUACUCGAAGGGAUGGGCCGAACGCUCCACACGAAUCUCUACGCGAAGAUGACUUGCGAAUGCUUAAAGCUAGCAGUCAUCAAGAAUCGAUGGCUGGCCCUGCGACUGGGCGGCGACAUGUACGCCGUGAUAUGUAAAUACGAACGGCCGCCGGAGAAGCCGACGAUUUGUGAUAUAAUAAAAGCCAGCUGCCCGACGGAAUGCGCGGACGAUCCGACGACAGACGUCUGCACGUGCAACGACGUUUAAUUUCCAGGAACCGAGAGAAGUGCUACACUAAAGUAUUUGUUUCUCUACGUUUAGACUUGUACAUAAAAGACCGAAAAUUCAAAUAUAUUUUGCAGUUUCGUAUGGAAAACAAAAACUAUAUAUAUAUAUUAGUUAAAAACUAUAUACUUAAAUACUUUUUAUGAAAUUUAUUGUUGGUUUCGACACGGUGAUUAUUACAAUGUAAUUGCGAAUGGAACUUAUUAAUAGUCGGAAGGAAACGUUUUUCAAUACUGUGAAUUCGUCGUAAUUUUCGCCUAAAUCGUGUUGCACAGUUACGAAGGUCGCAGCGUUAUGGUAACCAACGAUUAACACCUAGUCAAAGACAAUAAAUCAAUUGUUAUCUAUGUAAUUUACUGCUCGGUUACCGUAGCUCGGAGGAAGUGACGACGACCAAUACUAAUGGUUAUGCAAACGUGUAUUAUACGAUAUUGUACAGUAAGUCUGUGAUAAUGUAACGUUCAAGCAGAAGGUUACACAUAUUCGCGUAAAUUAAGGGGGUACUUCGUCUCGUCCGAUCGACGGAGUUCAAAACUCGUCAUUUUUAUCUCUUUCCUAGGACAGCAUUUUUUCACAGACAUUUUUAUUCACAUUUAUUACAGACUCACUCGCACCAAAAUUUUUAAUUAUGGCUUCCGUAUUUUCAAACGAAUCUUUUGUAGAUAAAUCUUUUGCAUGAGCGAAACUGUUUAUUAUUAUGUCGUUUAAUUUUCAUUUUCUGUCAAGCGAGCACCCUCUUAAAUCAGUUAAUUAAUACUGUAAUAGAAAAUACUAUUUACGUGACGAGUGAAGCAGUUUAAGAUUGUAUUUUCUGCUUUCGAGAUUUUUGUACAGAGAUUUACACUUCCAGAUAAAUUGACUACAUCUGUUUUUCGACGUACUCUUAUUAUUAUGCUUCGUAAAAAUCCAACAGUUGUACGAAGUUAAAGAGCGACGUGCUCUUAAAAAAUGACCAAUUUAGUAGGAAUAAAAGAAACGAGCGAACAUAAAGUAGAAACGAAUUGUUAAAAAUCAAAAUAGCUCGUACGUUUUUUAAAUUAAAAACUGAACGAUUUGUUGAUACUGAAAAUCAGAUGCAUGUUAAUAAAUCCGACUUCUUUGUUAUUUAAUGCUUUAACUAUUAACGAUAAGUGAUUUUAUUACUCGCGUUUCCCGACCGAACAGAAAUUAUGCUAAUUUACUUUCACUGUAUCAGAAGGUUGAGACUUGAAUUAUCUGGCAAAUAAAAUGUAUUUUUCAACAAUAA